Lemur catta (Ring-tailed lemur) is the source of this 1772-nucleotide messenger RNA. RefSeq names its product calcium/calmodulin dependent protein kinase IG (gene CAMK1G). The transcript is spliced from 13 exons. Bases 114 to 1544 code for a protein of 476 amino acids. Gene Ontology annotation, molecular function: ATP binding; calcium/calmodulin-dependent protein kinase activity; calmodulin binding. The record is from RefSeq and is a predicted model, not a curated record. NCBI's taxonomy places the organism in Eukaryota, Metazoa, Chordata, Mammalia, Primates, Lemuridae. Gene Ontology annotation, biological process: peptidyl-serine phosphorylation. Gene Ontology annotation, cellular component: intracellular anatomical structure.
UUAAAGCACUGGAGCAGCUAAUCCUCACAGACCUGUAGGAGCUGGAGUCGGAGCCCAAGAACACGAUUCUUCCCGAGUCCCUGGCAUCCCCGGAAGCUUCAACUCUGGAGGCGAUGGGUCGAAAGGAAGAAGAUGACUGUAGUUCCUGGAAGAAACAGACCACCAACAUCCGCAAAACCUUCAUCUUCAUGGAAGUGCUGGGAUCAGGAGCUUUUUCGGAAGUUUUCCUGGUGAAGCAGAGGAUGACUGGCAAGCUCUUUGCCCUGAAGUGCAUCAAGAAGUCGCCUGCCUUCCGCGACAGCAGCCUGGAGAAUGAGAUCGCGGUGCUGAAAAAGAUCAAGCAUGAAAACAUUGUGACCCUGGAAGACAUCUACGAGAGCACUACUCACUACUACCUGGUCAUGCAGCUCGUCUCCGGUGGGGAACUCUUUGACCGGAUCCUAGAGCGGGGUGUCUACACAGAGAAGGAUGCCAGUCUGGUGAUCCAGCAGGUCUUGUCAGCAGUCAAGUACCUCCAUGAGAAUGGCAUCGUCCACAGAGACUUAAAGCCCGAAAACCUGCUAUACCUUACCCCCGAAGAGAAUUCUAAGAUCAUGAUCACAGACUUCGGUCUGUCCAAGAUGGAGCAGAGCGGUGUCAUGUCCACUGCCUGUGGGACCCCAGGCUAUGUGGCUCCGGAAGUGCUGGCCCAGAAGCCCUACAGCAAGGCCGUGGACUGCUGGUCCAUCGGCGUCAUCACCUACAUACUGCUAUGCGGGUACCCCCCUUUCUACGAAGAAACGGAGUCUAAGCUUUUUGAGAAGAUCAAGGAGGGCUAUUACGAGUUUGAGUCUCCAUUCUGGGAUGACAUUUCUGAGUCAGCCAAGGAUUUUAUUUGCCACUUGCUGGAGAAGGACCCGAAUGAGCGGUACACCUGUGAGAAGGCCUUGAAUCACCCCUGGAUCGACGGAAACACAGCCCUCCACCGGGACAUCUACCCGUCAGUCAGCCUGCAGAUCCAGAAGAACUUUGCUAAGAGCAAGUGGAGGCAAGCCUUCAACGCGGCCGCCGUGGUGCACCACAUGCGGAAGCUGCACAUGAACCUGCACAGCCCGGACGCCCGGCCCGAGGUGGAGAACAGGCCGCCCGUCACCCCAGCCUCGGAAGCCUCUAGACCCAGCUCCCCCGAGAUCACCAUCACCGAGGCACCCGUCCUGGACCGGAGCGUGGCACUCCCAGCCCUGCCCCGGCUGCCCUGCCAGCACGGCCGCCGGCCCGCUGCCCCCGGUGGCAGGUCCCUCAACUGCCUGGUCAACGGCUCCCUCCGCAUCAGCAGCAGCCUGGUGCCCAUGCACCAGGGGCCCCUGGCCGGCGAGCCCUGCGGCUGCUGCUCCAGCUGCCUGAGCACCGGGAGCAAAGGGAAGUCCUCCUACUGCUCCGAGCCCACGCUCCUCAAAAAGGCCAACAAAAAACAGAACUUCAAAUCCGAGGUCAUGGUGCCUGUGAAAGCCGGUGGCAGCUCCCACUGCCGGGCAGGGCAGACUGGCGUCUGUCUCAUCAUGUGAUCCCUGGAGCCUGUGCCCGUGUCACUGCAACUUUCAGGAGAGACGUUCGACUCUUCUCUGCCCUUCCAAACGUGGCGUCUACCCGGCAGAGCGAGGACAGAAGAGCAAGUGGAGCAGGGCCUGGCAGGAGCAGGUUCUGGAAAAAGCACCAGCCCCUCAGGGAGGCCCGGGAGGCAGCCCCAAGGCACGGAGGCCUCGGCUGAAGCUACGGGCAGGAGGAGCAGCACC